Molecule: messenger RNA, 1564 nt
Organism: Chiloscyllium plagiosum (whitespotted bambooshark)
Lineage: Eukaryota; Metazoa; Chordata; Chondrichthyes; Orectolobiformes; Hemiscylliidae
Source: RefSeq, a predicted model, not a curated record
GGGGGAGGGAUACAGCAGUUCCCUGUCCCCGUGUGGAUGGAGCUCUACUCCCGGAAUAUUCUGGAAUUCCUGGGACAUGAUUCUGUUUGAUAGUCUCUCGAGCUCUGAUUAUGUGUCGAUCUGAACACUCGCACCAGCCUGACGCCCGAACUCUGUCUCUGUCUCUGUUCCCUGGUUCCCCCUCGUUCCUCCAUCAUUGCCUCCCUCUGUCAAUACACCCCCCACUCUCAACCCCCUCCCUCAUCGCCUCCUCCCUUCCCCUGGGGCCCACCACGAUGUCCCUGUUGUUGUUGGAAUUGGGACAAUGUCUGGUCACUCGUCCAUCUCGGAUAUCCCCCUCCACACCGGGUGAUGGCACCCGUCCCUCCCCUGGGUGGUGGCUGCCGGGCAUCGUGGGCUACCUCCUGGCCACCCUGGGUGGUCCUCUCGCUGUCAUUCCCACCCCUAGGCUCCCGGCGCCUCCCCUCUGGUCUCGGUCAUGAACCACCUCCUGUCCUUCCUGGAACAAUACUCCCACAUGCAGCGUCUCCAGGACAGAGCCUCCGAAUACAAGAGCCGGCUCCGCAGGGAAGAGGCCAGGAGCAGGAAGAAACGCAAACUGCUCCGGAGCACCUGCAAGCAGGAGCUGAGGGAUAAGCUGAGCCUGAUCGAGAACCUCCAGGAGAUUAUCGAUGAACAGCGAGGGCUGGUGCAGAAACUACAACAGGCAGCCAGUAAGGACGUUGCUGACCCCGGUGAGCCUCCAUACUCCCAGCACCCUCUGUGUCCGGACAGCCCUCCACCCGAUGGCCACACUGCGUGCGGCAGUCCCCCUCUCUCGGCUGGAGUCCAGAGGUUGGUAGACUCCAUCCAGAGCCUCCAGACCGAACGGUCCAAGCUGCUGAACGAGGUGGAAUCCAUCAAGAUGGAGGUGGAGCAGGGGGAGAAUGAGAAGAGACAGCUCUCCGCCAGCUUUGAGACUCAGAUCCACUGCCUGAGGGAACAGGUUCGGGAACAUGAGGAGGAGCUCAUCCGACUGAGAACGGAAACAGGAGUUACCGACUCGGAGAAACGGAUUCAGCAUCUGUCCCUGGAGAACGAGAGUCUGAAAGAGAACCUGAGGGUGACUCAGGGCGUCCUACAACAACUAUCCACCAUCAGCCGGCACCCCUCAGAGCAACUCCUCAGGGAGAACGAGGAGCUGCGAUCGAAGGUGUGCCUCCUGGAGAGUUCUGUGCAGCAGAAGCUGGAGCAGUUACUGAGGCUGGACGCUGAGCUGAGUGAACUGCAGUGGAGGAGGGAGACAGAAGACAGGCAUCACCAGGAGACUGUCCACUCCCUCCAACUCCAGCUCCAUCAGAGCCAGGAACCACCCACCCACAUCCAGUACGUGUCUGAGCGAGUGGAGGGGAAUUCCGAAGUGACUCUGGGAUUAUUCCGGGAUUGGGAACACAGGAACCGGGAGCUCCUGGAGCAGGUCACUCUGCAGGAGGGACAGCUCCACAAACUGGAACAACAACUCCAGGACUCCGAGGAGACACGGUCCCAACUCCAAUACAAGGUACCAGCACCCCCUCAGCACUGA